Messenger RNA from Engraulis encrasicolus (European anchovy), 656 nucleotides. RefSeq names its product LYR motif containing 5b (gene lyrm5b). Bases 158 to 412 code for a protein of 84 amino acids. Gene Ontology annotation, biological process: respiratory electron transport chain. The transcript has 3 exons. The record is from RefSeq and is a predicted model, not a curated record. Lineage: Eukaryota; Metazoa; Chordata; Actinopteri; Clupeiformes; Engraulidae. Gene Ontology annotation, cellular component: mitochondrion.
GAACGUUCUAAUUUUGCUAGGUUCACACUGCUUGUUAGUUACAUUGUAACUGGUGUUCAAAGGGUAGUCGUCUUUGUGUGCUUCACAGCUGAUAGUGUACUGGUUUUGCCUUGAUGAUGAUGACCACCUAGUUGUUGCCCUGUCCCACUGUGCGAAGAUGGCCAAUCCUUUGCGGGGUGAAGUUGUGCAGUUGUAUAAAAACUUGCUGUACCUGGGAAGGGAAUACCCAAAAGGUGCUGACUACUUCAGAGACCGUCUGAGAGCAGCGUUCAUGAAGAACAAGGAUGUGCAGGACCCGGAGAAAAUAAAAGAACUUGUCAAACGUGGGGAGUUUGUGGUCAAAGAGCUGGAGGCUCUGUAUUUCCUUAGGAAAUAUCGAACCAUGAAGAAACGGUAUUAUGAGGAAGAGUAAUGGACUGGAUAUCAGGUCUUCAACUCAGUUACACAUGUGAACACUAACUACCAUCACUCAUUAAACACGUUUGGGGCACAUUUUUGACAGUAUCUUCUACAAAGACCAAUAAAAUUCAAAGGAUGUCUUGUUGCCCAAAUUAUCUAUGGAAAAAGAGAAGUUCAAUUCACAAGGGAGACAGCAUGCACAAUACAUGAUGCAACCAUGCCUAAAAACCUUGAAUAAAAUUGUUCUGGAAAAAGAA